Messenger RNA from Pipistrellus nathusii (Nathusius's pipistrelle), 300 nucleotides. The record is from the annotation of a GenBank genome assembly. NCBI's taxonomy places the organism in Eukaryota, Metazoa, Chordata, Mammalia, Chiroptera, Vespertilionidae.
AUGCAGUCUAUUAUCUAUGAUGCCAACAUAAGAGGAGUGAUUAAUGAAAUAUCUCUGAUGCAAUGUGAACAAAAAAGAAAAGUUGCUGAAGAUAGACUGAAUAAUCUUCGUGUAAAACUGGCAGCAUUGCUGCAGAAACUUCAGCUGGGAGGUCCAGUAGGAGACAUGGAGCAGUUGGAUAGUUACUUAGAAGCUUUGCUUAAAGAAGGUCAUCUUUUGGGGAACGCUUUCAGUAAAGGGAGUACAGAUGCAGGACAUGGUCUCCCUUUAGGGAACAAUGAAAGUACUUCUCAAAACUAA